UAAUAAAGAUGUAGACAGAUUCAGAAAUAUUUAUUAAAAUUUGACCUAGAAAAUACUACAUUUUUAGGUGGGACUUCUGACCAAGUCACGUGCCCAAAACAAUUGUUUCAAAACUCUCUUAUCAAACUUUUAUCACUUGAUCAACUCCCUCUUUUGCAUGGAGUAAUUGUUUCCAUGCAACAAAGACAGUUAUCGUGCCGCAGUCAAGGGUUUUGCUUUCUAGAAACAUAUAUACACGCAUUCAUCAGGCCACCAAAAGAAAUCAUCGUUUCGAUUUUUUCUUAUUCGAUCUAUUGAUUUAUACGUUAAAAGUUAACUUAAGUUUUCAUUUUACUGGUCAUUUUUUUCCAGAUAUUGAACGUGCUUUAUACACCAGACUCAGUUCUCUAUUAUCUUAUAAAUUGUCGAAAACCGCACUCUAAUACAAAGCUGUCUUCGUAAGCCAUUGACUAGAUCUAUAGUCUUUUUUUUUUGGUCAACUAGAUAUAGAAAGUCUAUUAUUCAAGACUUAAUGAAAGACUAUACCUUUAUAUAAACUUAAGAUUUAAUGCAGGAGUAGUACAUAUAUACAAACAACUCCUCUGGCUUUCUCCUACAACCCCUAAUUUCGGAUCUCAAUUUUGAUUUGUGUAUUGUAAACUCAUGACUACAGUAAGAUUUACUGUAACUUUCCGCUUCCCUGCGAGUCCAAGACUCGACUGCGAGAGCUAUGCUGGUCUGAAAGCUAGGACGGCGAGGGUUAGCUAUCCCCUAACCAUAGCCACUCGUCGACACCAUCUUGUCCAAAUAGCAAACGAAGAUCGGACUUUGGUGGUGAGAGCUGCAGCUGGGGAGAUACCUAACAAAAGGUACCCAGGAGAACCGAAGGGGUUUGUAGAGGAGAUGAGGUCCGUAGCGAUGAAAAUGCACCCGAGAACCCAGUCAAAAGAAGGAAAAAGAGAGUCCACAGCUCCCCAAGACAGUCCUGUGGCGACGUGGGAGUUCACAGUGGAAGGGUACUUGAAGUUUCUCGUGGAAAAUAAACUUGUGUUCGACACUCUUGAAGGGAUUAUUCACGACUCUACCGUCCCAACUUAUGCUGCAUUCAAAAACACAGGAUUGGAAAGGGCAAAUAAUUUGGCCAAAGAUUUGGAGUGGUUCAAGGAACAAGGUUACGAGCUUCCUGAGCCAAAGGCUCAUUGUAAAACAUAUUCUCUGUAUCUAAAGGAUAUAGCAGAGAAUGAUCCACCAGCAUUCAUCUGUCAUUUCUACAACAUCUACUUCGGACAUAGCGCUGGUGGUGGUCGAAUGAUUGGGUCAAAGGUAUCUGAGAGGAUACUCGACAAUAAAAAACUCGAAUUCUAUAAAUGGGACGGCGACAUUUCCGAAUUGUUGACGAACCUGAGUGAAGAAUUGAACAAAGUCUCUGAGUUGUGGACGAGAGAAGAGAAGAAUCAUUGUUUAGAAGAGACAGAGAAAGCGUUCAAGUGUUAUGGGCACCUUCUUCGUUCCUUGGUCUCCCCUGAUUUGUAAUGACCCUGCGGUGGCAAUACAAGUAGGUGGGAAGGCCAUCAAGAGUGAAAAUUAAAUUAGAAAUAAUUGGACUAAGUCUCCAUUCACAUAUUUUCUUUAUUGCAUAAUAAUAUAUGAAGUCUAUGUUGUGGUUACCAAAAUAUGGGAACCUGACUUCCUUGGUUGUUUCUUUUACAUUUCCAAAUUUGUUGCAACUAAUUAAAGUUCCAUCAUUUUAUCAUUUGUACUAGUACAACUUUAAUGAUAGUCAAAAACUAGUCGAUAAAAAAAUUCUAAUUUAAUAGAGUAGAUAGAUACAAAAUGUUAAAUUAAAAGACAGAAUACAUAAGGAUUAUAGACUGAAACGAUACUUAUAAAGGCAAUUCUCUCAAAUAGACAUUUUUUAAUUUUUGUCAUAAAAAUAACAUUCAAAAAAGAAAAAUAGCCAAAAUAGUUCUUUUUUAUUUUUGAAAAUUUUUAAUAUUUAUUUUUUUGUUUUGUAAAAAUUUGAAACUCUAUUCUCAAAAUUAUACUUUUAACUCUAAAUCUUAAGUCUAAAUUAGUUAAGCCUAAAGUUUAAAUGUAUUUUUACUCUUUAAUAAAAUUUCUUUUAGUCAUUAAUUUCUCCUCACGUGAAUUUGGAAACUCAAACUCGAUGAAGUAAAAAGAUACUCCCUCUGUUCUUUAAUAUUAUAUAUUCUAGAAAAAAAAAUUGUUUUAAAAAGAUCUAUUUUUUAUAUUUUCAAGACAUGUUUUAUUAACUAAUUGUAAAUUUCAAAAAAACUUAAUUGCAUUUACUGAAUUGUUAUUGGCUUAAAAUUAUAAAACGAAGAUAAACACAAAAAAAUAUGCAAAUUUAAUGUGUUUUAUUAAAAUGUGUGAAAAAUCUAGAAUAUGUAACAUUAAGAAACAGAGAGAGUAAGAAAUACCAAAUCAAAGAUUUGUCAAAAAAAAAGGCAACAUAACAUUGCUGGCAUUGGUGUUUGCGUCAACAGAGAUGCUUUGGCAGACGAAAUCAACCAACAUAAAUAACAGAUUAAAUUAGUAUUGCCAAAAAAUAAACGAAAGGAAAAAACACAUUUCUCUAUACUGCAUGAACCAAAGUUUAUACAUUUUACACAUGAGUAAACGGUACAUGGAUCAAUACCGUUACACUCAAGAGUCUAUGAAGCACAAAACAUGCCACAAAACUCACUUAUCUUCACAACACAUCGACGAUAUAUAAUGUUAGCUGAAGAAACAGUCUCUUGUACACAAAUUAAGUGAAUCAUAUAGAUCCCCAGCUUAAGGUGUAAUCUUUGUAUGU
Brassica rapa (field mustard) is the source of this 2797-nucleotide messenger RNA. Its product is annotated as heme oxygenase 4, chloroplastic. Gene Ontology annotation, molecular function: heme oxygenase (decyclizing) activity. NCBI's taxonomy places the organism in Eukaryota, Viridiplantae, Streptophyta, Magnoliopsida, Brassicales, Brassicaceae. The record is from RefSeq and is a predicted model, not a curated record. Gene Ontology annotation, biological process: phytochromobilin biosynthetic process; heme oxidation.